Molecule: messenger RNA, 892 nt
Organism: Rhagoletis pomonella (apple maggot)
Lineage: Eukaryota; Metazoa; Arthropoda; Insecta; Diptera; Tephritidae
Gene: HPS1
Exons: 2
Coding region: 104-892 (262 amino acids)
Biological process (GO): vesicle-mediated transport
Cellular component (GO): BLOC-3 complex
Molecular function (GO): guanyl-nucleotide exchange factor activity
Source: RefSeq, a predicted model, not a curated record
ACAUUUCUCUACACAUUUUUCUUAUCAGUGCAAUGGGAAUGAAUGCAAUUAAAAAUUAUCAACAAAAUUAAAAAAUAUUUGUAAAAAUUUAAAAUCAAGGGAUAUGAACGGCCUGAUCGUCUUCAACAGCGCAAAUGAUGUCGUUUUCCAGCAGCUUAACACAGCACUUGCUGAGCACUUCUUCGCUAAAAACGCUGACCUCUUUCCCGAAAAUGCAACUGCAGCCUCCAUUGAUGGGAAUAUCAUCUUGCAAAUUUUCAGCCCCAUCAUCAAUUCUCAACGUAUUAUGCAUUGCCAAUUCGACAAUACAUAUUCAAGUUUCCAGUGUGACAAUGGACUUAAUUUGGCAUUCGGUGAUUUGCUCGGAUACUCCUUUGUAAAAAUAGGUCAACGUCCAGUAGACACACUCAAGCGUCACCUUGGAGCAGCCAUUGCACUUGCACGUCAUUUUUACGGUGCAAAUUUAUUUGCCACACAAGCGAGCAGCGUACAAGAAGAGCUGCUUUCUACUUGCCUCGAAAGUUAUGAAGAGCAUCUGUGGGAUGAGGAGCAAACUAUGUUGCUGGAGGCGUUGCCACAAUUGCUUAUCAACAAUGAACUGAAGCGUGUGGUGAGCACUGCCCUCGAUGGUGCAUUGGAACAUCUGCGCGAUUUGGGCCAUAACCGUACACAUGCUUUGCUUUUCGCAUCACACAAAUUUGUCGCUUCUACUUCGUCGAAGCAAGCCCUCGCUUUGAGUCCAUGCGAUUUGGUAUUUUUGUCGUUGCUUGCGCGUUCUCUUCAACGUGAUCGGCGACCACUCAACCGUUCCGUGGCCGUGUUUUUAAUUAAGAAUUUAACGCCACCCAAAAAGGUUGUCUAUACCAAUAAUACAGUUAUGACACCAAACUAA